Neopsephotus bourkii (Bourke's parrot) is the source of this 2591-nucleotide messenger RNA. RefSeq names its product reticulon 4 receptor like 1 (gene RTN4RL1). Lineage: Eukaryota; Metazoa; Chordata; Aves; Psittaciformes; Psittacidae. The transcript has a single exon. Bases 495 to 1928 code for a protein of 477 amino acids. The record is from RefSeq and is a predicted model, not a curated record. Gene Ontology annotation, molecular function: protein binding. Gene Ontology annotation, cellular component: plasma membrane.
AACACAUUUCCUUGUAAACCCCUUGGGUUUCGGGGUGGGUGAAGGUGGUGUCUGACAACGGUGGUAAAAAGAGGUGGUGGGGAUGGGUCUGUGCUGAGCACUGGAAUUUCAGGUGAUUUGCUGGGAAUUACUAAAGCUCUGUGCCUUUUCCUCUCUGAUACGGAAGCGCGGGUGAUUAAAGUGAUGCACCACAGGAGGGAUGGACACCCACGAGGGUUGGCAUCUCCUCCGUUUGCUCUCACACCUUUGCACCGUGGCGUUCCCUUCACUGCGCUGCCUGCCUGUGGGCAAGGGGGCUUUGCUCCUUGUGGAUUCUCCCUGGGAAGGCUUCUCCUGCCUGUUCCAGGCUGGGAGCACAACCACGUGCCUGGUGCAGGCAGGGAGUACUCCAUACAUCACGUUUAAACCAGCACUCAUCGCGGCAGCGUGGGUAACUCAUGAGCGGAGAGGAGGGCUGAGUUAAUAGGGAGUGUUUCUCACCCGGAAUAGUCCCCAUGGAAGGCGAUGGGUGGGUGGGAGGCUCCCGGGUCCCCGCUGACGCCGCUCUCCCCUCUCUCUGCACAGGGGGGUUUGCAGAGCUGCUGCUGGUGCUGCUGGGGCUGAAGGUGCCCAGCGCCCUGGGCUGCCCCACUGACUGCGUGUGCUACCCGUCCCCUAUGACCGUCAGCUGCCAGGCUCACAACUUCGUGACCAUCCCCGAGGGCAUCCCUGAGGAUAGCGAGAGGAUCUUCCUCCAGAACAACCAGAUCACCUUGCUGCUGCGGGGCCACUUCAGCCCCUCCAUGGUCACCCUCUGGAUCUACUCCAACAACAUCACCUUCAUCGACCCCAACACCUUCGAUGGGUUCGUCAACCUGGAAGAGCUGGACCUUGGGGAUAACCGCUACUUAAGGGCUUUAGCUGCAGACACUUUCCAAGGGCUGGUGAAACUCCAUGCCUUGUAUCUGUACAAGUGCGGGCUGAGCUCCCUCCCCAGCGGGAUAUUCGGUGGCCUCCACAACCUGCAAUACCUUUACCUGCAAGACAACCACAUCGAGUUCCUUCAGGAUGAUAUUUUUGUUGACUUGGUUAACCUCAGCCAUCUUUUUCUCCAUGGAAACAAGCUCUGGAGCCUCCAUCAGAACACAUUCAGGGGACUAAUAAACCUGGACCGGCUGCUCAUCCAUCAAAAUCAGCUGCAGUGGAUUCACAGGCGGGCUUUUCAUGACCUCCGAAGAUUGACCACCCUUUUCUUGUUCAAUAACAGCCUCUCGGAGCUGCAUGGGGACUGCUUGGCCCACUUGGGAGCCUUGGAGUUCCUCAGGCUGAACGGGAACCCGUGGAGCUGCGAUUGCAAGGCCCGUUCGCUCUGGGAAUGGCUGCACAGGUUCAGAGGCUCCAGCUCCAGCGUCAUCUGCGAGUCCCCUGAGCAGAUGCACGGCAAGGACCUCAAGGUGCUAAGAGCAGAAGACUUUAGGAACUGUUCAGGGUCCGAGUCGCUCCAUCAGAUCAAAACACACACUUUCUCCACAGCGGACAGAGGAGCCUCCAAAACCCAUCACCCUCACCACUCCUCCAAGGAGAAGGGCAAGGAGAGAGGGGCUGAGAACAGUUUGCACAGCAACCAGCCCGCCGUCCCCCCCGGCUCCCGGCCGGGCUAUCGCAAACCCGGCAAGAACUGCACCAGCCACAAAAGCCGUAACCGAACCUCCAAACCGGGCUCCUUGGGACCGAGGAAAAACGGGCAGGAGGUUCCAGACUACGUGCCUGAUUAUCAGCACAAAUACAGCUUCGGGGCGAUGCCGACGCUGCCCACGAAACGCAAGGGUAAGUGCACCCGGCGGACCCCCAUCCGCGCGCCCAGCGGGGUGCAGCAGGCAGCCGGUUGCUCGGGGCUCAGGGCAUCGCUCCUGGUCUUUCUGAUGGUGUUGGCGGCCGUCAUCCGCUGAGCGCGGCGCGAGCCCGCACUGCCACCAAUCUACAAAGGACCAGAGUUUCUUUUCUUCUUCUUUUUUUGUACGUGGCUGGCGUUGGCCUGGCGAAGGGAAGAACGUUGUCUCGGCUUCUGAUGGUCUCUCUCUCCGUGCCCCAGAAGGGCUGCCAACGCGGACUUGUGCCGAACGCAGCGGGAGCGGAUUAAAAGGCAUUAUCGCACCUUGUCACAAACAGCCUAACCGAGCACCCACAGCAACAAACAAAGCCAACCUUACAGAAAAGCAGAUAGCGGGGACGGUAGCCAAUCGGUCGGUGACAACAACCGGACACAUGGACUGUAUCCAUGCUCUUGGGAGAUCCUGCUCGUGCUGAAAGGGCCCCUCCGAUCACCGACAGGAACAUAACCGCUGUAAAGACGAUCACCGAUUAAGCCUACGUUGUUUCUCUGAAAGCAAGUGCAAGGACACGGAUACCGAUGUAAUAAAGACAUUGGUUCCCCCAUGGUUUAGCCCUUUUUGGCUCCAAACCCAGAGGCCAAAGUUGGCUGGGAAUCUCUUAGAAGACAAUCUCAACCCCCUGAAUAUCUCAGGCAUUACAGCAGAACCAGGGCUUGCCUGCUGGGCUUGGAGUCGCCAACAACCAAAGGAAAGACUGAUUCGAGGUGGAACGCAACAAAA